This is a messenger RNA of Stomoxys calcitrans (stable fly), 1876 nucleotides long. It is a transcript of the gene crc, whose product is annotated as cyclic AMP-dependent transcription factor ATF-4. Bases 286 to 1419 code for a protein of 377 amino acids. Gene Ontology annotation, molecular function: DNA-binding transcription activator activity, RNA polymerase II-specific; RNA polymerase II transcription regulatory region sequence-specific DNA binding. Gene Ontology annotation, biological process: regulation of transcription by RNA polymerase II. Lineage: Eukaryota; Metazoa; Arthropoda; Insecta; Diptera; Muscidae. Gene Ontology annotation, cellular component: nucleus. The transcript is spliced from 5 exons. The record is from RefSeq and is a predicted model, not a curated record.
CCUCUUUCUCAGUCCAUUUUCCCAAUGAAACGUAAAAAGAGUGAAUAUUUGUAUCGAGUUUUUUUAGCAUUUAUAUUUCGGUAAAAAUGGAUAUAUAGUCGGAUUUGCACAACAGAGCAAAAAGGCAUUGUUGCCCAUAUAAGUUUAAAUUUAUUGUGAAAAUGUUUACAACAACAUCAGCCAUCAUGGCUUCCCCAAAUUCGGAAAGCGUGUUAUUAGGACAACACCUCUUAUAUACACAUUUUAUAUUAUCAUCGUCACCAUCUGGAACACCAUCUGAUUUAAAUGACUAUGCCAUCGACGGACAUCAACAAAAUUGCUACCAUGGAAUCAAUAGCAUUGCCACAGGAUCUUUACUGGGACGGCAAACUGGAACCGAUCUCGCCUACAAACAGCGAGAUGUUGCCGGUUAUAUGUGAAGAUCUGAACGACAAUUGGCUUUCUUCGAACUAUGAUUUUGAAAACGACAUAAUAAUAAUUUCUCAAGAAGAUAUUGAAUUAAAACAUCAUGAUGUUGAUUUGGUUGAAGCUUUAUUGGCUGAUGAAGAUUUAAUAAUGGAGUUCAAUGAUUUGAAAGAUGAAAACUUGUAUUCACCAACUUCAUUAUUAGAUAGCUCCAUCGAAAACGCUAUCGUCAAUCCAACACAAGCGGUUAAAGUUCUUCCAGAAAUCAAUCAUUUUGGAUUUGCAAAUCAUAAUGCCUCAGCGGUUCUAACACAGCUGACUCCACCAAGUUCGCCGCCCCAGACAACAGUAUCACCACUGAUACCGCCGGUAUUGGAGACAGUAACAUCUGCAAUAGGCGUCAAUAAUGGUUUGCAACAACUUUUUAAAAGCUCAGAGCCAGCAUCUCCAAAUUCCCAAGUUCAGACAUCUUUCGGCUUCAAUAAUUGGAACAACAACAAUCACCAACAUAGUACAACCAACGAAGAAAAGUCAGAAGAUGACAUUGCAUUUCAUACCCAAAUUAUUAACGACAUUUUGAAGUCAGCUGCGGAUAAAAUUUUUGAAGAGGGCGAAUCACAAUCCUCCAUUUCCGGCCCCCCAUCGCAGGCAGAUUAUACAGAUGACGAAUGGCAACCCUCUUCAGGAAGUUGUUCACCUUUGCCCCUUCAUCAUCAUGCUGAAAGUUCUAGUGAAUCUUGCAGUGGUUCAUCGUCGCCAGUACCAACUAAGAAACGGACUCGUCCCUAUGGUCGCGGUGUCGAAGAUCGUAAGAUACGCAAAAAGGAACAGAACAAGAAUGCGGCCACUCGCUAUCGUCAAAAGAAGAAGCUUGAAAUGGAAUACAUACUCAUCGAAGAGCAAGAGUUAAACAAACGCCAUGAGGAGUUGAAAUUGCAACUGGCUGAGCGUAAGCGCGAAGCCAAAUACUUAAGAACACUCAUUCGAGAAUUUUACUCAAAGAAGAAAAUUUAGUCUAACAAUGUGUUGUGUUAAUUUCUUUGGGUUUUCCUUAAAAUUGAUUUUUACUUUUCUCAUGCUGUUGUUUAAUUUGCCUUCGACCGUCAAUAUCAUAUGUAUGUCGUUUUAGAAAAUAUCGUAUGUUUUUAUUUAUGAUGUCCCAUGUCUCAUGUUCCAUAAUUUUUUUUUAUAAAUAUUUUAUUUACAAUUUCUUGUAAGGAGCAUAUUAGAUCGACGUUUAAAAUGUCAUUCGCUUAUCCGUAUAACUUGGCGCCUAUGACAUGAACCUGGUUCCGCAGGUCAUCGAAUUUAUUUUGUCAGUUAAACGGAAUAAGCCUCAUUAUUGCCAUCGGUUAAAUAGACACCAUUUUGUAACUGAACCCUUUUACCUAGUCUAUAAAACGCAUUUUUCGUCGAUAAAUAUGUUCCCAAUUAUUUUAACUAAAUAAAGGGUUUACUUAUAAAAAAAACA